AUGGAGCAUGAAGUUUUUCCCGGCAGCUCGAAGUCCGGAGAAGCAUCAUCGAACAACAAGAAGGACGCCAUGGCUGUACCAGGGGGCUUCAAGGAGCAGUUGCAGGGCAAACGAAAACGAGUUUCUCAGGCUUGCGAUAAGUGCCGGAGUCGCAAAGACAAAUGCGACGGAAAACGGCCAUCGUGCUCAACUUGUUUGACCCACGGUCGGACUUGCUCAUACGACGCGAAUGUGAAGAAACGUGGAUUACCGGAAGGAUAUGUCCGUGGGAUAGAGAAAUUAUGGGGCCUAACGAUAAGAGAAGUUGAAGGCGUCGAGGAAGAAAUCCUCUCGGUAUUUAAUGGGGACGAGAAAAACGAGGCACUUAUUAGUAUUUGGAGAAAUGAGGAUGGACAAUCGGACAGUCUGGCCGAAGUAUGGAGGAAAUCUCAAUUGUCGAGAGAGCUUGAGAGAUUACUACCAAUAUUAGAACCAGGGUCUGGUAGUGCUGAUAUCACUAAGAGAAAACGGCUCGAUUCCGAUGUUCAACUAGGGAAGCGACCUGUGCUAGUAGUUGGCCAGUCAGAUUCUCCCAUAUCUGUUCCGGACAAUGAAUCUCAAACAAGGACAUCGAUAAGUGGCUGGCCCGACCAGAAAUCGGAUUUUCAGAUACAAGAGGAAGCUUUGUCACCUAUGGCCGCCGGAAGCUCUAUGGAAAACUUCUCUAACGCACAUUAUGGCUCAAUACUCAGUCCUGCUUAUCCAACAGUCUCAAGUGGUAGCAAGACGAACCUGCCAGAGCUUCCAUCGGAGACUUGGCAUCUACUUGAUGUAUAUUUUUCUUAUACGCAUUGCUGGCUGCCAGUUAUAGAAAAGCACGAUUUGUUAAGAAUCUCAUAUCAAUAUUCUCAAAUUAGGACCAAUGGAGCGGAGACUGUUAGUGGUGACCACGCACUUUUAUGGGCUGCAAUAGCUUAUGCCAAGUUUCAACAUAGAGCAAUAAACAACAUACCUCAUGCUCAAGGGUUGGUAUCACAAGAUGUAUGGACGGCUGAAAGAAUGUAUACGCACGCAAGAGCUCUUAUUCCGAAUGAAGAAGGAAGUUUUGAUCUUGGCCAUGUGCAGGCUCUAUUAAUCUUAACCCUCACGAAUCUUGGGCUUGGGCAUUUCAACAGGGCAUGGAUCCUUAUUGGACAAGCUGUCAGGAUUGCAAUUGAUCUUGGUCUGGAGAAACCAUUGUCUGAGGACCCAAAACCCCCAAAGCAUAGUUCGAGAUCUAAGCAUGUAUUUCUUGGGUGUUUUGCGCUAGAUACCUUGGUUGCAGCACGUUUACGAAGACGACCGCAUUUGAGGUCAGACGAUAUGGACCAUGUUGGUAUGUUGGUUGAAGAUGGACUCGAGGAAUGGGAUCCCUGGACGGACUGUCUCACUGUCCGAAGAAAUGCCGUUGGAAACUCUAGAGUUCCUGCAUCUAUUCUGAGUACCUUCAACCGCUUAGUCCAAGUUCUCCAAAUACUGAAUGAUGCAAGUUGUGCAGCUGAUAGUUCGAAAAGCGUCAAAUUCAGCACCGGCUUGUUGGAAAGGUUACAUGUAUGGAGUCAGUCCCAACCUCAGCCUUUGCAUUCCGAUUCUAUCGCAAUGAACAACGAGCAAACUUCCGCCUUGCUGCCGCAUCAUUAUCAUCUCCAUGUUGCAUAUUUUACAACGCUUGCCGAAUGCCAACUUCUAUCCCAUGGUCAACCAAAGGGAAGCCUUGAUUUAGAACCUUGUACGAGAUCGGCACGUCAAAUUGUCCACCUUCUAAAGCGGCACUCACAUACAUUUGGACUUCUUAUUGUCCCACCCACAUUCGAAUAUUACACUAAGAAAGCAUAUGACGUUGUCCAUGCAGUCCGACGAAGUAUAGAAAACACACAUAUUGUUCUUGACGAUUGGAAAUAUAAUUUAGAUAUGUGCGUUUCUGCGAUGGAACCAGCUUGGCCAGUAUUUGAAUCUUUUAAAGAUGCUUCUGAAAAUGUCCUUUUAAAAAAUCGACGUGAAAGCCAAGCCGCAUUUGAUCUUAUGGUUCCAGCCGCCGCGGAAACAACUCAAUCGAUCAAGACGCCAAAUAGUACAGCCAGUUACGAAAUAAGCCAGCCCUACAGUCCUCAAGUCUUCCGAUCCCAGUCAAUGAAUAGUAUGGGCGUAGCACGGCCUAACAGAAGUAAUCUGCAGUAUGCGAAGAACCUCAUGCCGCCUACAUCACACUCCAACCACUCUUUCAAUGGCUCUGUGGUAGAAAAUUUUCCUAGAAUUCCGGAGAGUCCUCAUGGGAACACCCCUAAUCUAAAUGCCUGGAGUGCUCACCAGCAAAAUAAGAACCAAAAUAGAACCAUUAAUCAAAUGCCCUUUGGAUUGCUGCAACAAUCACCAAACUUUCACCGAGCGACAGCACAAAAUAGUUUGGAUACUGAUGGUGAUGCGAUAUUUAACGAUUUUGCUGUCAUGGAUGCAAUGGAAUGGACGAAUAGUAUGGAUCAAAGUCUAGUAAAUCUCGGAUUUGAGGAUCCGGAUAACCGAAACCAGGACUUCUAUACCUUUUGUCGGGAACCUGAUCCCCUCUAUUCGAACAAUAGUACGUUGCAGCAAUUAUUAGCGAGCUCUGCGGUAAACCAGUCAGGAAUCAGUGCUCAAGUGUUUGGAAACACAGGAAUGAAUAUGCCCGGUGAUGCGGGAUUCGGAAGAGGCAUAGAUUUUGCACAUGGGGAUGAAGGAAUUGAGGCUGGACAGAUACUACAAUCAUUAAGUGCCGCCGAGGAGCAAAGAAGGAAUUCUGGUGGGAAUGGCUGA
This is a messenger RNA of Sclerotinia sclerotiorum 1980 UF-70, 2808 nucleotides long. RefSeq lists its product as hypothetical. The coding region runs from base 1 to 2808 and encodes 935 amino acids. The transcript is spliced from 6 exons. The record is from RefSeq and is a predicted model, not a curated record. Gene Ontology annotation, molecular function: zinc ion binding; DNA-binding transcription factor activity, RNA polymerase II-specific; DNA binding. Gene Ontology annotation, biological process: DNA-templated transcription; positive regulation of transcription by RNA polymerase II. Lineage: Eukaryota; Fungi; Ascomycota; Leotiomycetes; Helotiales; Sclerotiniaceae.